Messenger RNA from Nothoprocta perdicaria, 2292 nucleotides. It is a transcript of the gene MTA1, whose product is annotated as metastasis associated 1. Gene Ontology annotation, cellular component: nucleoplasm; NuRD complex. Gene Ontology annotation, molecular function: transcription coactivator activity; transcription corepressor activity; chromatin binding. The coding region runs from base 1 to 2109 and encodes 702 amino acids. Gene Ontology annotation, biological process: response to ionizing radiation; negative regulation of transcription by RNA polymerase II; double-strand break repair. The transcript has 21 exons. NCBI's taxonomy places the organism in Eukaryota, Metazoa, Chordata, Aves, Tinamiformes, Tinamidae. The record is from RefSeq and is a predicted model, not a curated record.
AUGGCGGUGGACUGGGUGGAGAAAGAUAAACACGUUGCUGAUUAUGUCUACUUUGAAAAUUCUUCAAGUAACCCAUAUUUGAUACGAAGAAUAGAAGAACUCAAUAAGACUGCCAAUGGAAACGUGGAAGCAAAGGUGGUUUGUUUCUACAGAAGAAGAGACAUAUCAAGUACACUUAUUGUACUGGCAGACAAACAUGCAAGAGAAAUGGAAGAAGAGAUGGAAAAUCCAGAAAUGGUUGACUUGCCAGAGAAGCAGAAGCAUCAGCUGCGACACCGUGAAUUGUUUCUCUCACGACAGCUGGAAUCUCUGCCAGCCACGCACAUUAGAGGCAAAUGCAGCGUUACUCUGUUAAAUGAGACAGAAUCCCUUAAAUCAUAUUUGGAACGGGAGGAUUUCUUCUUUUAUUCGCUGGUGUAUGAUCCUCAACAAAAGACCCUACUUGCUGACAAAGGAGAAAUUCGAGUUGGCAACAGAUACCAGGCAGACAUAACAGACUUACUAAAAGAGGGCGAGGAUGAUGGAAGAGACCAGUCGAAACUUGAAACAAAAGUUUGGGAAGCCUUUAACCCCCUGGUAGACAAGCAGAUAGACCAGUUUCUGGUGGUGGCACGGUCUGUUGGUACAUUUGCCCGAGCCCUGGAUUGCAGCAGUUCUGUCAGGCAGCCAAGCUUGCACAUGAGCGCUGCGGCGGCCUCCCGGGACAUCACGCUGUUCCACGCUAUGGACACUUUGCACAAAAAUGUCUACGACAUUUCCAAGGCCAUCUCUGCGCUCGUGCCACAGGGUGGGCCGGUCCUGUGCAGAGAUGAGAUGGAGGAGUGGUCUGCUUCAGAGGCAAACCUCUUUGAGGAGGCACUAGAAAAAUACGGAAAAGAUUUCACUGACAUUCAGCAAGAUUUUCUCCCGUGGAAGUCCUUAACAAGCAUAAUAGAAUAUUAUUAUAUGUGGAAAACUACAGACAGAUACGUUCAGCAGAAACGAUUGAAAGCAGCAGAAGCAGAGAGCAAGCUAAAACAAGUGUAUAUACCCAACUAUAACAAGCCAAACCCCAACCAGAUCAAUGUAAAUAAUGUCAAGCCGGGAGUGGUAAAUGGUACUGGAGUGCAGGCACAGAACGCGGGAGCAGGACGGGCCUGUGAGAGCUGUUAUACCACACAGUCUUACCAGUGGUAUUCUUGGGGUCCCCCUAACAUGCAGUGUCGCCUCUGUGCAUCCUGUUGGACCUACUGGAAGAAAUACGGUGGCUUGAAAAUGCCAACACGGUUAGAUGGAGAGAGACCAGGACCAAACCGCAAUAAUUUGAGUCCUCACGGAGUGCCAGUGCGAAACAGUGGGAGCCCCAAGUUUGCUAUGAAGACCCGACAAGCUUUUUAUCUCCAUACAACCAAACUGACGAGAAUUGCCAGACGUUUAUGUCGAGAUAUCCUGCGCCCUUGGCACGCCGCAAGACACCCCUAUCUGCCAAUUAACAGCGCGGCAAUCAAAGCAGAGUGCACAGCACGUUUACCGGAGGCAUCGGAAAAUCCGUUGCUAUUAAAGCAAGUGGUUCGAAAGCCUUUGGAAGCAGUGCUCCGCUAUUUAGAGUCUCAUCCAUGUCCUCCGAAACCAGAUCCUGCAAAGAGUUUGUCCAGUUCACUCAACAACCUGACGCCUGCUAAGUUUACACCUGUCAUUAAUAAUGGGUCCCCGACUAUCCUGGGAAAAAGAAGUUACGAACAACACAAUGGAAUGGAUGGCAACAUGAAGAAGCGCCUGUUGAUGCCUAGCAGGGGAACUUACUUAGGUCUGCCUAACCACGGACAAACCAGACAAAUGGGACCAAGCCGAAACUUGCUGCUCAAUGGGAAAUCAUACCCAACAAAAGUCCGAUUAAUUCGUGGUGGAUCCAUGCCUCCGGUGAAAAGGAGGAGGAUGAACUGGAUUGAUGCACCAGACGAUGUUUUUUACAUGGCCACUGAAGAAACCAGGAAAAUCCGCAAGCUGCUUUCCUCCUGCGAAGCCAAGCGCGCCGCCCGCCGCCCCUACAAGCCCAUCGUGCUGCGGCCCGCGCCGGCCGUGCCGCUGCGGCAGCCCGUCAACGACGAGCCCAUCGUCAUCGAGGACUGACGGAGCCUCCCGUGGCGCGGCCGCGGCGCCCGCGGAGCCAGGGCUCGGCCGGAGGGGCCGCUUCCGAGGGACUGCUCGGCAUCUUCRGAACCCUUGAAAGGAACUCGGCCCCGCUCUGAGCCUCUGACCACAGACUGCUCUCUCUUGCGCGCGCUCUCUCCUCCUCCUCUUUCUUUCUUUCCU